AUGGCUUCGUUUCAAUUGGUAUCCGACAUCCACCUGGAAGCUCCCCCCGCAUACGACCUAUUCAACAUCCCUUCGAAAGCGCCCUAUCUAGCCCUUCUAGGCGACAUUGGCUAUGUCAAAGACGACGGCUUUUUCGCCUUUCUUGAAGGCCAGCUUCGAAAAUUCCAAGUGGUUUUCUUAGUAUUAGGAAACCAUGAGCCCUGGAAUUCCACUUGGGCGACGGCGAAGGACAGGCUGAAACGCUUCUCUGAUAGCAUUCGCCAGAGAAAGGCGUCAGAAGAAAGCACAAAUGCCAAAAAUAAAUUCGGAGAGUUUGUCUUCAUGGAUCAAACGCGCUACGAUAUUUACCCCGACGUCACAGUACUAGGGUGCACGCUUCACUCCAAAAUCACACAGAGCCAGGAAGAGCGCGUCUCCAUGUCGCUCAACGACUUCUACCAGAUCAAGGACUGGGAUGUAGAGAGCCACCGUGUUGCACACGAGGCUGAUCUCGCCUGGCUCAACAACCAAGUCACCGACCUCGCUCAAUCGGAUCCGCAUCGCAAGAUCGUUAUCUUCACUCACCACAGUCCCACACUCGACGCUCGUGCAACUGAUCCUGCGCAUGUGAACAGUCCCAUCACGUCAGCUUUCGCGACGGAUCUCACUGGGGAGCCGUGCUGGGAGAAACCCCAGGUGCGCUUAUGGGCGUUUGGACACACGCAUUAUAAUUGUGAUUUUGUCGACAGCAGAACUGGGAAACGCAUUGUGGCGAAUCAAAGAGGCUAUUAUUUUGCGCAGUCUGAAGGUUAUGAUCCGGAGCUGGUGGUUCGGGAUUAUCCUCCUUCGGUUCUAAAGAUUUACCGUUUGACAAACUCAGCCAUGGCAUCUAUCGCCCGUGCUCUGCGGCCCUUGUCCCGCACCGCUCCCUCCUUCCGCCUCGCAGCGAGACAGCCAUUGGCAUACCGACUGGCACAAGGCACCCAUGCUUUCUCUACCACGUCCCGCCGGCGGGACGUCGAUCUCUCCAGCCUGACCCCAACCCCAAUCACCCAUCUCUCCGAAACCGAGUCGCUGAUGGCCGAAACCGUCUCCAAGUUCGCCCAGGAGCAGAUCGGACCCAAAGUGCGGGAAAUGGACGAGUCCGAAGUCAUGGACCCCGCGCUGGUCGAGCAGCUGUUCGAGCAAGGGCUGAUGGGCAUCGAGAUCCCCGAGGAGUACGGCGGAGCCGGCAUGAACUUCACCUCUGCCAUUGUUGCCAUCGAGGAACUGGCCCGCGUCGACCCCAGCGUUAGUGUCCUGGUGGAUGUGCACAACACCCUCGUCAACACGGCCUUUAACAAUUGGGCCGACGCCGCGCUCAAGAAGACGUGGCUGCCUAAGCUCGCUACGGGGACCGUCGGUUCGUUCUGUCUCUCUGAGCCGGCGUCCGGAUCCGAUGCCUUUGCUUUGCAGACUAAGGCGGAAAAGACGGCGGAUGGGUACAAGCUGAAUGGAUCCAAGAUGUGGAUCACCAACUCCAUGGAGGCUGGGGUGUUCGUCGUCUUUGCGAACCUGGAUCCCAGCAAGGGCUACAAGGGCAUCACGGCAUUUGUGGUCGAGAAGGAUACUCCGGGAUUCUCCAUUGCCAAGAAGGAGAAGAAGCUGGGUAUCCGGGCUAGCAGUACCUGCGUGCUCAACUUUGAUGAUGUCGUCAUUCCCAAGGGUAACCUGCUCGGAGAGGAAGGCCAGGGUUACAAGUACGCCAUUGGCCUGCUGAACGAGGGUCGUAUCGGUAUUGCUGCUCAGAUGACCGGUCUGGCAUUGGGUGCUUGGGAAAACGCCGCCAGCUACGUCUGGAAUGACCGCCGUCAAUUCGGUCAGCUUAUCGGAACUUUCCAGGGCAUGCAGCACCAGCUGGCCCAGGCUUACGUCGAAAUCGCUGCCGCACGGGCUCUCGUCUACAAUGCCGCACGCAAGAAGGAAGCUGGCCAAGACUUUGUCCAAGACGCCGCCAUGGCCAAGUUGUACGCAUCGCAGGUUGCAGGCCGUGUGGCCGGCUCCGCCGUCGAAUGGAUGGGCGGCAUGGGCUUUGUCCGGGAAGGCAUCGCCGAGAAAAUGUUCCGUGACAGCAAAAUUGGUGCCAUCUACGAAGGCACAAGUAACAUUCAGCUGCAGACAAUUGCUAAGCUCCUGCAAAAGCAGUACACUAAAUAG
Messenger RNA from Aspergillus viridinutans, 2175 nucleotides. RefSeq lists its product as uncharacterized. Gene Ontology annotation, cellular component: mitochondrion. NCBI's taxonomy places the organism in Eukaryota, Fungi, Ascomycota, Eurotiomycetes, Eurotiales, Aspergillaceae. The transcript has 4 exons. The record is from RefSeq and is a predicted model, not a curated record. Gene Ontology annotation, molecular function: acyl-CoA dehydrogenase activity; hydrolase activity; flavin adenine dinucleotide binding. The coding region runs from base 1 to 2175 and encodes 724 amino acids.